AUGCUCGAUGCUACAUCAAGAGGAGCUUUCACAGCUAGUACCUAUAAUGAUGGAUAUGAUAUCCUUGAAAAGAUUUCUAAUAAUAAUGGACAUUGGGCCGACCCACGUGCACUAGUACCACGCAAAACAGCGGGAGUUCAUGACAUAGAUGCUUUUACAGCAUUGACGGCUCAGAUGACUGCAAUGACUAACUUGAUUAAAAAUUUAACAAAUGGUCAAGCAGCACAAUCCAUAGCCAGUGCGCAUGCUCCAACUGUUGAGUCGGUACAAUGUGUGUAUUGUGGUGGAGGACAUCCCUUUGAACAUUGUCCAUCCAACUCCGAAUCAGUCAAUAAUGUUGGGAAUCAAAACAGAUCAGGACCGUUUUCUCAAACAUACAAUCCUGGGUGGAGACAACACCCAAAUUUAUCAUGGCACAGUCCUGCUCUAAACCCACCAAUGAACAAACCCCAAGGGACUUCACACUUUCAACCACAUCAGUCUCAACAACAUCAUCAGGGUCAAGCUCCACACCAUCACCAAAAUACUUUUCAUCAACAAGCGAAUCAUUCAUCUUUCCAAAACAAGUCUAACCAACAAGCCGAAUCUUCUACUUCUUUGGAAGCAACUAUGAAAGGAUUCAUAAACCAAACCAACACAGCCAUGAACCAUCAGAACACUGCCAUAAGAUCUCUAGAAACACAGAUUAGUCAACUUGCACUUGAGGUAAGAAAUAGACCUCCAAGUACUCUUCCUAGUGAUACUGAGAUUCCAAAGCCAAUGAUGAGAGAGCAUGUAAAGGUAGUGAAUUUAAAGAGUGGAAAGAACCUCAUAGAGAGUGAACCUAUAAAAAAUUUUGUUGAACCCAAGGACUCAAUUAAGAGGGAUGUCACAACAUCUAGUUCAGAUAUUGUCACAACCACUUUGAAAGAUAAGGGAAAAUCAAUAGAAAUAGGACCACUUCUUAAGAAAGCAGACCUCCCCUUGUUAUUCCAAAUGAAGGCAAAAAGAAGUAACAAGAAUGUUGAGUCACCUGUCCCUCAUGAAGAACCUAUCAUCAUCCAGGAACCUCCUAGUCAGUCCUCUAAAAAACCAGUCAUAGCCCCUAUUCCUCCUUAUAUACCUUUUCCACAAAGGUUGAGGAAUCAGAAAGAGGAGUUGCAAUUCAAAAAGUUCCUUGACGUGUUCAAACAGCUACAUAUCAACAUCCCGUUGGUUGAAGCUCUUGAAAAAAAUGCCAAGUUAUGCAAAGUUCCUCAAGGACAUUUUGAGCAAGAAGAAAACACUGAACGAAUUUGA
Cynara cardunculus var. scolymus (artichoke) is the source of this 1278-nucleotide messenger RNA. RefSeq lists its product as uncharacterized. The transcript is spliced from 2 exons. Bases 1 to 1278 code for a protein of 425 amino acids. The record is from RefSeq and is a predicted model, not a curated record. Lineage: Eukaryota; Viridiplantae; Streptophyta; Magnoliopsida; Asterales; Asteraceae.